AUGGAGACAGGGACGCCUCGCCGUGCUGGCCGCCACCACGGCUGGCCUGCUGCGGUCUCCACCGACGGCGCCGCGCACACCUCCGCUCGCCAUCCUCCUCUCCACGGACAUGUACUCUGCGGCCUCAUCUGCCACCCCGAUAAGGAGCACGUUCUCUAUCCCCUGGGCUGUACUGUGGUCAUUCAAGAGCUGGAGAGUAAGAAACAGAAGUUUUUGCGUGGCCACACCGAUAACAUCUCCUGUGUCGUGGUCUCCAGGGACGGGGUGUAUGUUGCGUCCGGACAAGUCACUUUCAUGGGUUUCAAGGCGGACAUCAUUCUGUGGGACUUCGAGAAGAAGCAGUUACUUGCUCGGCUGUCGCUGCAUAAGGGGAGUAUCAAAGACCUGGCGUUUUCUCCCAACAGCCGUUACCUCGUGUCGCUAGGAGGCCAGGACGACGGCAGCGUGGUUGUGUGGGACGUUGCGAAGAGAGAGGGUGUCUGCGGGAGCCCUGCCUCGCCACGCCGCGCGGGGAAUGCAACCGUCGUGGUGUGCUCGAGCUGCAGAGAUGAAAUGUUUGUCACUGCUGGAAAUGGAACCCUUCGAGUAUGGGAACUGGAUCUAGCAGAUAAGAAAAUCCGAGCGACUGAAUGCCAUAUGGGGAAAGUGAAAAGAGAGAUGACGUGCAUUCAGAUGGCAGAUGAUGAUAGUGAUUUUUACGUUGGCACAUCAAGUGGUGAUAUCCUGCAAGUGGAUACAAACAACAAGGUGAUGACUAAAUACGGGCCCCAGAAGAAGAAGUUUAGCUUGGGAGUCACAGCUUUGCUUUUGCUGAAGACAGGAGAUUUAAUAGUCGGCACCGGAGGAGGGGUUGUAGCUCUCUGUAAAGGCUCAAGCUACCGAGUAAUGAAGCAAAUUCAGGUUCAAGGUGGUGUCACUUCCCUGACGUGCAGAGGUCAGGGUCACCAGUUCUUUGUAGGGACAAAUAAGUGCCAGAUUUAUCGAAUCAACUACACGGCGUUUGAAGAGGAGCUGAUCGCUGCCUGUCAUACCGAAGCCAUCCACGACAUCGUUUUUCCUUUUGGCUCUUCCAAAGUGUUCGCUACCUGCUCCAAAAAUGAUAUUCGAGUGUGGCACACCCCAGCAAACAGGGAGCUGCUGCGCAUCCCAGUCCCGAACAUGACCUGCUAUGCCAUAGAGAUUAUGAGGGAUGGCGGGAGCAUCAUUUCAGCUUGGAACGACGGGAAGAUCCGCGCCUUCACACCAGAGACUGGCCGGCUGAUGUACGUGAUUAACCAUGCCCAUAGCAUGGGAGUGACGGCAAUUGCUGCUACAAGUGACUCUAAACGGAUUGUUAGCGGGGGAGGUGAAGGGCAGGUGAGGAUCUGGGAGAUUGGUGAGAAGACUCAAAAACUGGUGGAGGUUCUGAAGGAGCACGUAUGUGCUGUGUCCUGCAUUAAGGUUAAGAAUAACGAUGAAGAGUGUGUCACAACCAGUCUCGACAGAACGUGCAUCAUCUGGGAUAUUGUGCGUUUCGUAAGAAAACAAAUGUUUCUAGCCAACACAUUGUUCAAGUGUGCGUGUUACCAUCCUGAAGGGUACCAGGUAAUCACCAGCGGAACAGACAGAAAGAUUGCCUACUGGGAAGUGUUUGACGGCUCCGCAAUCAGGGAAGUGGAAGGCUCUGCAUCGGGUACCAUCAAUGGGAUGGACAUCACUUCAGAUGGGGUGUACUUUGUCACGGGUGGUGAAGACCAUCUGGUGAAAGUGUGGAACUAUGACGAGGGUGCAGUGACUCAUGUUGGCGUGGGCCACAGUGGCACCAUCACCCGUCUCAAGAUAUGCCCUGAGAAGAAGCACAUCGUGAGUGUGAGCGCAGACGGUGCCAUCCUGCUCUGGAAUUACCCAGACUUGCACUAA
Molecule: messenger RNA, 1899 nt
Organism: Charadrius vociferus (killdeer)
Lineage: Eukaryota; Metazoa; Chordata; Aves; Charadriiformes; Charadriidae
Gene: CFAP52
Product: cilia and flagella associated protein 52
Exons: 14
Coding region: 1-1899 (632 amino acids)
Biological process (GO): cilium assembly
Molecular function (GO): protein binding
Source: RefSeq, a predicted model, not a curated record